AUAGAGUAUGAAGGAAGUAAUGGGAGAGAAUCGAGUAGUGAGAGCGAGUUAGAUGAGGAAGAUAACGUCUACCAUGCCCUGAAAUACAAAGAGGUCAUGAUGCAAUGUGUCAUACAUGACUUGGAUUUGGGUGACCAGGUUGUGACUGUGCUGCAAGUUUUGUUAAUGCCCAGCACAUCAUUAUCACUGGCAACAGCAGAACCAACUUUGCUGUCUGUGAUUUCCUCACCAUAUAUCACAGUUAUUGGAUAUACACUUG
This is a messenger RNA of Paraglomus brasilianum, 259 nucleotides long. The record is from the annotation of a GenBank genome assembly. NCBI's taxonomy places the organism in Eukaryota, Fungi, Glomeromycota, Glomeromycetes, Paraglomerales, Paraglomeraceae.